Molecule: messenger RNA, 2167 nt
Organism: Loa loa (African eye worm)
Lineage: Eukaryota; Metazoa; Nematoda; Chromadorea; Rhabditida; Onchocercidae
Exons: 9
Coding region: 79-1971 (630 amino acids)
Source: RefSeq, a predicted model, not a curated record
GCUUCAGGAUCGAAAGAGAAUCUUGAAUCAGCUGUAAUGGAAACAAGGUGAAAGAAGCAACAAAUAAGACGAGUUAAGAUGGCUGUAUCUCGAUUUUCAUUAUCAUUUCUUCGACGUGCGUCAAAUUUGCAGUUUUUGGGAGCACAGCAGCAAAAAAUUAAAUUGACAAAUAUAAUGAAGAAGCGUUUCUACUCAGCUGAAGUAGCUCCUAAUGCGAGUACAUGUGGCUUGGAUUUGUUAAUUACAAGUCUCACUCAGGAAAUUAGUGUUGAAGGGGCUGAAAUCAAUACAGUUGCUACUGUUGAAGGUCUCAAGAAGGUUUGCUCAAAGUUGAAAGGUCCAAUCAGUGGUGAAAUUUCUGUAAGAGUUUUAACACGUUUUGCUGAGCUUGCUAAUGAAAGUGUCGAUAUCCAAAAAGCAGCAAUUUAUUUGAAGAAAGGUUUAUUAGCUGAAAUGAACAAAUCAUUAAAAAGUGAAAAGCUGCAUAUGAACUCAUCGCUUGAAGCCAUAUGUGCAUUAGUUAUUCUCGAGCUUACUCAAGAAUCCAUCUUUGAAACACUGAUCGACAUAUUAAGACAACAAUUUUCCACCGAUCUGUUCUCUGUCCCUGUCUCACCAUUGGUCCGUUUAGCUGCUUUAGUGAAUAGCAAAAAGAUCCGCCUGCCCGACGAUCUGUUCCGUCAGAUGAAGGAGUGGUUGCAGUUAAAGGCAAGUGAAAUCACAGAGCCAAAAGACAUAGUUUCCGUGAUUGUAUGUUGGAAUAAAAGCGACAGUUGGUUCAACAUAUUUGUUGAAAAAGCAAAAAGCUGUAUAUCUUCAAUGUCUUCAAGUGAGCUCAUCGACAUGAUGUCAAAUUUGGCAAAAAGUUCAAGCCGACCGCCCCAUGUUUUGCGUCUUAUCUGCAGUACUUUUGAGCAGAAUAAGAAGGACUUAUCAGUUAACCAGUUGAUGUUGUUAGCACAAUCAGCUGCAAAAUUACGAUUCAUGGAUAAUAGACUUCGGCGGAUUAUAGCUGACGAAACUUUUGCCAAUAUUAGUCGUUUUACUAAGUGGUCGCAAAUUAAUACGAUUGUUAAUUCGAUGACGAAGUUACAUAUUGGCGACUUUCGAACAUGGAAUGCUAUUGCUGCGUGGAUCAAUAAUAAUCAAAUGAAUGCUGCUCCUGCCGAAUUAUCAUACGCUGUGCAUUGGUGUGCAGUUGCUGGCAAAGGUGAUUUAAUUCAAGAAGCAAGUGCAUAUCUAUGUGAAAAGUUGACUUCUUCAAAUAUUGACUCACCCAAGACGUGGCUUAGUACAAUCUAUGCUUUAGCAACUUGCGACAAAUUAUCACCAGAACUGGCAGAAACUGUAUUACAACCGUCAUUCGUCGCAAAUGUAUUAGGAGGGUUGAAUGGUUUUCGAAAACUAAUGGCUGUAACAACUAUCGCUCAAGUGCAACAAUUUUUGAAAGCAAUAUUAAAUAAAACUUAUCAAGGACCUUCAGUUGAUAUUUUGGAUCUUAUGCAGCUCCCGCCAGCAACUUUGAAUGAUAUGGCUUUGAAACUGCGUUACGGGAAGAGUGAGGAAGAAAAUGUCCGAUAUUUUCAUUCAUUGCUGCAUAAACUGGUUCCGGUGAAUUCAUAUUCAUUUUCGCCUGUUCUUAAUGGGGAUGGGAUUUUUGUUAAUGCAGUCAUUAAGCUUGAUGCUAGAGGGAAUCGUUUUGUUCCACUGAGCCACUUUGAGGAAACGAAGGUACCUCGUUUGGCUGUGAUUUAUCUCUCUUGGAAAGAUCGGACAUUACCAUAUGAUAAUGACGAGAAGAGCACUUUAAUGGGACCGCCGUUGCUGAAUAUGCGUUUGCUAAAAGCCAAGGGGUUUAUUCCCGUGUUAUUUUCACAGGAUGAUUUCGAUUCUAACACUUCGUUGAAGCAGCAAUUCACCUUUAUUAAAGCAAAACUUGAAGGGGCUUCAGAUGACAGAGGAACUAGAUAGUGAUUACUCAUUGUUUCCGAAUUACAUUUGUUGUCAAGCAUUUACGUAUUCCGUCAUCAUUCGGGAAUUAGUUCGAGAAAAAUUUAGUUCCGGAAUUUAGUUCCAUGAUACAAUUAUAAUAAUUUCUUCCAGUGUUAUCGUAGGAUAUAAUUUCUCUUAUUGACACAUACGAAACACCGAUUAUUUUCUUUUUUUC